GUUCCAUCUCUUAUGUAUCAAACCUUGCCUUUCACCACACCCCAUAAGACCAUUUUUCUUCUCUCACACAAUGUCUGUAGAUGAAAGAGUGAAUGUUCUAAUGGUGACAAUGGCCUUUCAGGGUCACAUAAACCCCAUGCUGAAGCUCGCCAAGCACCUUAUCUCAAAGGGUGUUCACGUUACCAUCGCCACCACCGAAGAUGGCCGCUACCGCAUGCUCAACACCGCCAACACAAACCCAAACAAUUCCGACGUCAACUCCCAAAUCAAACUCGCCUUCUUCUCCGACGGACUCACCCCCGAGUUCGACCGUUCCGACGGCGAGUCACUGGUCAACACCAUCCGAGAAAAAGGUCCCAAAAACCUCUCUACUCUCAUCACCGACCUCACCCAAGUUCAUAACUAUUCAUGCGUUAUUGUCAACCCCUUCGUACCUUGGGCCAUCGAUGUGAUCGCUGAACAUGGUAUCCCUUGUGCGCUGCUUUGGAUCCAAGCUUCUUCUGUAUAUUCCAUCUAUUACCGUUUCUUCAAGAACAUAGACCAAUUCCCAAAUUUGGAGGACCCCAAUGAGAUAGUGCGCUUGCCAGGGCUACCACCGUUUGAGGUUAGAGACGUUCCUACUCUCAUUCUUCCUUCAACCCCUUUUUACUUCAGGGAAUUCACUAGGGAAUUAUACAACGCUUUGGAUAAAGUGAAAUGGGUUUUAGGUACUUCGUUUUAUGAAAUUGAGGAGGAGGUUGUGGAUUCCUUGGCCUCCAUAACCCCUUUUUACCCCAUUGGACCUGUGGUGUCACCUUUUCUGUUGGGAGAGAAGGAAGAAAGUGAUGUCAGUGUUGAUAUGUGGAGUGUUGAGGAUUCCUGCAUGGAGUGGCUUGAUAAUAAACCACCUUCCUCGGUUAUCUAUGUCUCUUUCGGUAGCAUGCUUGUGACGUCACAAACACAGAUGGAUAACAUAGCCACGGCGAUGAGGAACAGCAACAAGUCGUUUCUGUGGGUGCUGAAGCCAGGUUCCAAUAAGGACAACGUUGCUGAGUUUUCAAAUGGUUUUUCGGAAGAAACCAAAGAGAGGGUUUUGGUGGUGAAGUGGUGCCCUCAGGAGAAGGUUCUGAUGCAUUCUUCUGUGGCUGGCUUUAUAAGCCAUUGUGGGUGGAACUCAACUCUUGAGGCUGUGGUUGCGGGUGUGCCUCUUAUUGCUUGGCCUUCUUGGACGGAUCAACCAACCACUGCUAUGCUCAUAGAGAACGUGUUUCGUAAUGGGGUGAGGCUGCGUUGUGGGGAAGAUGGGAAUGCAAGCGCAGAAGACAUUGAACGUUGCAUUAGGUGUGUUACUGAAGGACCAAGUGCUGAAGAGAUUAAGAAGAGAGCAAGGGAAAUGAAGGAGGCAGCAUGGAAAACUUUGCAGGAUGGUGGCACCUCUAGUAAGAAUAUCAGCCAGUUUAUCAGUGACUUGAUUGCAGGGAAGCCAGAUAGAGCUUGAAUUUGAUCGUUUACAUGUUUACAUCUCUUGCUCGCUAACUAGCUGCUGCAUUAUGCCCAAUUUGUGUUUAUCAUUUCUUAUAAUUUCUUGGUGCAAUUGUUAAAGUGAGUUUAGAUCAUUGUUUACAUGUAUUAAUGGUGGUUUAAUAAUAACAAUUUUCAUAUGUUUUCUAUAA
This is a messenger RNA of Cajanus cajan (pigeon pea), 1652 nucleotides long. Its product is annotated as UDP-glycosyltransferase 84B2. Gene Ontology annotation, molecular function: quercetin 7-O-glucosyltransferase activity; quercetin 3-O-glucosyltransferase activity; abscisic acid glucosyltransferase activity. NCBI's taxonomy places the organism in Eukaryota, Viridiplantae, Streptophyta, Magnoliopsida, Fabales, Fabaceae. The record is from RefSeq and is a predicted model, not a curated record.